Dibothriocephalus latus is the source of this 318-nucleotide messenger RNA. The record is from the annotation of a GenBank genome assembly. Lineage: Eukaryota; Metazoa; Platyhelminthes; Cestoda; Diphyllobothriidea; Diphyllobothriidae.
GAAUUCUACCGACUGUCUGCGAAGCUGAAACACACAAUACCUGCCAUUCUGGUUCUGCUGGACCUGGGUUUGAACAAUAUUCCCAUCCGUUUGCUGCAUGGUAUCUACUCCCUGUGUCUGGGUGUCCUCUAUGCUCUCUUCACCUGCAUCUACUGGGUUGCAAAUUAUAAACUGGAUGGACGAGGAAGCUCAGACAUCAUUAAAUUCUUACCUGAGCACGCUGAUGAAACCAGUCUCAUUGUGAACGAGGAUGCGGAACUGUUGACUCCAGAAAGGCCCACUUGCCACACACCUCUGAUUAACAACACUGUGCACUAA